This is a messenger RNA of Durusdinium trenchii, 7344 nucleotides long. The record is from the annotation of a GenBank genome assembly. Lineage: Eukaryota; Dinophyceae; Suessiales; Symbiodiniaceae.
AUGGCGCUGCGAGAUUGCACGCCUUCCGUGCUCCGGUCUCUUCACUGGGCAUUAAGUGCCAGCGAGGAUGGCAAACGGCAGAGUCUCCUCCGGCCCCUCGUGCAUGAGGAGUUCGGCCAGUGCACUCUCCUGACACUGCCCAAAUCCGAAGGCCCCGAGGAGACCACGACCGGAAGGACUAAGCCGCAGCCCAAAAAGGCUCGCAUCCAAAAGAGCCAGAUACGGCUUCAGAGUGCCAAGGGCCUGCAAAGCCCCUUGCACUGGAUCUGUGCACACGACGUGUUGGAGACGGGUACUGGAGAAUGCUUGGGAGGGUGGCCAUCCCGAUGCAAUGGGGAACGCACCACCCGCAGCGCCGGUCUGGCGCGCAGCCUGGCCCGGCAGUGGCCCGAAGCGCUCCUGCUGCGUGAUACCCAAGGCCUGUGGCCUUUGAGCUACUUUGAGACCCACUUCUGUGAAGAUUGUUUGCCACACAGCCCACAGAGAGAGCUCCUGGUCAGUUUGUUGCAGAGCUUGCGUGCCUGGGCGGCGCAAGACCCUGAAGCUUUGCUGGUGGCCUUGGAUCCGCAGGCUCUGCGCAGCCUUGCCUCGGCGCUGACCAGGGUCGAGGCUGAAGCCGAGGCAUCGGGCGAGAGGGCAGCGUCUCAGGCUUGGCGUUCUCUUUGGGAGCUCACGGGUGAGGCAGCGCAUCGAGGCCGUCGUUGUGCGGCACUGGAAGCCACUGAGCUCCGUCAAGACGCGGAGCUCUGGCGCCAGCGGGGCGAGGAGGCGCGUCUCCGCCUGGACGCGCUCCGCCGCCUCCAUGGCGAGCCGUGUCGCACCGGCGCGCGGGCGGGGCCGGGCGCGAGGGCCGUGCCCUGGGCAGAGCGGCGGGUGGCCUAUGAGGAGCGUUUGGCCGAACUCCACGCGGAAUUGGGCCGGCUGCCGGAUGGCCGGGUGGUUGCUGAAACGGCGCGCCCAAGUGUAGCGGUGGUCGCGAGUCCUGAGUUGCCAGAGGAGGAAUCCCGAGCUGAGUCGGGUGCCGAUGCGGAGGGUCCGCAGGGCCUCAUCGCCUCCCUCCGGCGCCAUCGCAUCGGAUGUCCGUCCCCGUCGGGCGGCUUCCUGCGAAGUGCACUGGGCGCGGCGGUGGAGCGCUUGGCGGUGGACCUCUAUGAAAUGGAGAGCCACUUCGUGUAUGAGUUGCUCCAGAACGCGGAUGAUAACGGCUAUGCCGAGGACACCAGCCCUUGGUUGAAGAUGGAGCUCCACCAAGACGAGAAUCAGAACUAUUUCUUCUUCUCUGUGAACAAUGAGCUCGGCUUGACUGCCAAGGACGUGCGGGCCCUCUGUGACGUGAAUGCAUCCAGCAAGAUGGGCAGGGAGAAUGUGACAGGGCACAAGGGCAUCGGCUGGAAGAGCUGUUUCCAGGUCUCUGAUUGCCCUCACAUGCUUUCCGGAAGCUUCACCUUCAAGUUUGAUGUGAAGAAGUUGGGCAAGAUGGGCUAUGUCACACCCACUUGGGUCCACGAGGAGGAGCUCCACCAGCUUCCGCCAGAGGUUUGGGAGGCCUACGAUGCUGGCUACACUGUGACCUACUUGCCCUUGAGGCCGGGCACAGAAGAGGGCGUAGAACUGGCAUUGGCAGACUUAGAGGAGCAUUUGCCAUGUCUUCUCUUUCUGCGACGGCUACAACGCUUGGAGUUUCGCUUUCCGCCGUCCACGCCCCGCUCGCCGACCUGCGACGAUCGGCGAACGAGCCUCGACGCUCGCUGGGUGAGCUUCAGUCUUGAGGUCCAUGGACCUGGCCGGAAGGCGGUGCGGGCCAGCCGAGCAGGAGGAGAUUCGUGGCGGACGUUCUUGCUGCACCACCACCAAGUGUCGUGGGAGCAGAAAGACAUGUGCCUCACCCUGGCCUUUCCAAUUGCUGAGGACGGGGAACAGCUGAUGCCUCAGGCCCUCUACUGCUUGCUGCCAGUGCGGAAUCUCGGCUUCGCCUUUUGCAUUGAUGGCCCGUUUGAGCUGAUUGCCAGCAGGGGUGACCUGCAUGAGGGCAGCUGGCGGAACCAGGUGCUUUGUGAAGCUUUGCCCCAUGCCUUUGCAAACGCAUUGGAGAUGCAUCCUUCCCUGGCGCCGCAUGCCUUGGCUUUUCUGGGCCAUGCUGAGCCUUCGCCUUUUUGGCAAGCAGUCCAUGCCCGUCUUCUGGAGCAAAUGCAUGGUACCGCCUGUGUGCCUUUGGAGGACGGUGGCUUGGAUCUACCCGAGAAUUGCUUGUUGCGACCAGGAGGCGGUCUGGCGCUGGGCGCCUCACGGCUGGUGCCGGCAGAACUGCUCCUGCGGAGCUGUGGAAAGCGCUGGGCGCGGGCAACGACUUCAGCGCUGGGCUUGGAGGAGAUUGGCUUAGAGCAUUGGCUGCAGAUCUUGCGCUUCAGAGAUUCGGAUUGGCCCAAAGGCCUGUGUGGCUCAUGGCUCUCUGGUGAGGGUGAUUUGGAGCCCUUCCGCACGCUCUUCGGCUACUUGGGGGAGCUACUGGCAGUGGCAGAGGACCCUUCAGAGGUUCUGCAGCUGCUUUGGGACCUGGAGCUUCUACCCGUCGAGAGCCAGGAGGGGCUCCGGCUGUUCCGCCCGCGGGACCGGGUCUGCUCGCGGCGCGGGCGGACCGGUCCGGCGUGGGCUUGGCAGCGGCUGGAGGGGCAGAUCAGGGUGCUCAGCGAGUCCUUGACGCACCUCGACGGUCCGGCGGGCACCUUCCUGCACGUGGCCCUGGAGCCCUUGGAGGAGGCUCAACUCAAAGAGCGGCUGCUCGCACGGCUGGCGCAGCCUGAGGGGCCUCCAGAGGUGCAGUGGGCUGCGCUGGCUGUGCUGCAGAGCCUCUUUCUGGAGACUCCCUGGGAGAAGGUGAACCAGGUCUUGUGGUUGCCCUCCUUGGGGGAGCCGCGGCUCUUCCCCGCCCACCGCCUGGUCAUGGCCUCCUUCCUCGGUUGCGCGCUGGACGGAGACCGGGCGGUGGCCGCCGCCGCGUCGGCCGCGGCGAGCGGAACGGUGAAUGGACGGGUGGCCAGCAGCUGCGCCGCGGGCUUACCAUUGCAGGCAAGAUUUGUGGAUCCCGAGUAUUUGAGCUAUGGUGAUGCCAUCUCCUGGGAGUCCUUUUUGGAAGUCUUGGGCGUUCGGCCGCUGUACCCGAUCCGCAGCGAACUGCCUUGCUUCGAUCCGCCCGCGAAGGCGCCCGCGGUGAGCUCGACGGCUUUGCCCCAGGUGGAGUCCGCCAGUAAAUCUGCCAAGAUCUGGGCCCAGCGGAAGCUCGAAGGCUUACAGCAGUCGCCCUUGGGAGAGGCCUCCACGCCUAUCUAUCGCGCAGAGGAGCGGAAGAAGCUCAUCAUGGUGCCUUACCAGCGCCUUCAAGCAAAGCAGCUGGUCGCCCAGCUGGUCUCGGCGGAGUGGUGGCGACGCCUGUGUCCGCAGAGCUUUGACUACCUCUUGAAGCGGCUGAAGGAGGUGGACAGCAGCUGGCUGCGGAGCACCGCGUGCGGGACGCCUCCAAGGCCCUUGGCAGAGUACCUCAUCCAGGGCAGUGAGCUCGCCCAGCUCUGCGGGCCCUUCCUGCCCGUGGCAGCACUACCAGAGACCCGUUCCAGAGAGGUGAGGCAGUGCCUUUCACAGUUGGGGCUACUGGGUGACGUAACGCCCAAGAACCUGCUCCGCUGCCUGGAAGCCAUCGCCCAAAACUGUCAGGACGUGGCUCUGUAUGUCGCGCUCUACCAGCGCUUGGCACUCUACGACUUGGAGGAGCAUCUUCCGGCGCUGUCGCAGUUGAUCUUUGUGCCUGGGCAUGGCAUUUUGACCUCGGAGAAGUGUGCCUGGCGAGAUUCUCCCCUGAUGCAACUGGCUGAGGUCCCGGCCUUGUCAGCUCACUACGAGCGCCAUGGCCCGCGGAUGGAGGCUUACUUCUUGCGCCUGGUGAAGCUACAUUUCUCCUUCUCACCUCCGCACCUGCUGCAUGCCCUGCGUCGGCUGGUGGAGCGGGUCAACUCGGGGGACUCGGCGGUGCCGGGUCAGACUGGCCUGGAUGGACUGUUGGAGACGGCGACUGGGAUCUACUCACAGCUGGCCAUCUACCUGAAAGAUCACCAGUCGGAGGCGACCUUCGUGCUACGAAGCUUCCGCAACGAGCGGCUGGUGUUGCUGAGGCCGACGUCCAACGGCCUGCCCAAGCGGCUCAUGGCAGAGGAGUGCUGGUGGCAGGUGGGCGCGGAGCUCGCGGAGGUGGAAAGCGUGCAGAAGUUGGCGCUCUGCCGUUUCUACAGCAGCGAUUUGCAGCCCUUCUUUCUGGCCAUUGGCGUCCAUGAAGCCCUUUGGAUCCAGGGGGAGGCGAUCUCGCGCGCGGCGCUGCGGAAGCUUCUGCAGCGGCCGGCGGAGCUCACGAUGUCGAAGUGGCACCUCAGCCUCUCCGCCCUUUCAGCCUCCACGGCGAAGCGAUCCCCAUGUACCAGCCAUGCGGACCAGGGAGGAGACGCGGACCAGGAGCUUGAGCGCUUGCAGCGAGAGGAGGAGGAACGCUCCCAUGCCCAACGCUCGUCUCGGCCCAACGCUCGCGUGCUCCGUGGACUGGGUUCAGGUAGCGUUGAUGCUGGUCCGGUGGAUGCUGGGUCGGCUGCUGCUGCAGAGCCUGAAGAGGGCGAGGGCGAGGACAACGAGGCGGAACGCGGCACAGACGCGUUCUCAGACGGUGUUUCGGAUUCGUCGGACUCGUCAGACGGGGAAACCGCAGCACGAGGUCUGGGCGCUAGUGUGCCUUUUGUGAAACACUUUCACUUUGCGCUUUGCCAUGGAGACUCGUGGCCCGGCUCUAGCACUACACUCUUCCUUGCCUUGCUGUUAGUUGUCUUGCAAGUGAGGCGCUUUCAACGGCGUCGCCGGGUGCGAGUGCUGGCGAUGGUCUUCAAGGAUCUCCUCAUCACUUUGACGGCGUUCUUGCUGACGGCCCAGCCUUGUUUAUGGCUUUGGUCCUUCUUCUUUGCUCCACUCUGGCGGCUGCUGUCAAGCCUUCCUGGACUAGAGAAGGUCGAUCCGGGCCCUGCUCACUGGGAAGAGAUCUUGGCUUUGGCAGUGCUCCUCUGGCUGCUUUUGCGGAAUGCCUACAUCGUUUACCAUGGCAGAGUGCAGCGGCAUCAGAGUCAGGCCCGUCUUGAUGCCCUCGUGCGGGUCGUGCUGGAGAAACCGCCCGCAAGGGUGUCUGUGGACCUGGACUUUGAAACCCCAGCCGCCUGUGCCAAAAGCAGCGGUCAAGGAGAGGUGGCUGAGGAGGAACUACAGAAGCUGCGGAAGGCCUUCUGCAGCCUUUACGUGGUGGCCGCCUUUUGGGAGGCGAGCGCUGCCAGCCCAGGCAAUUUUACCAAUGGCACCUCCAAUGUGAGCGCGAACGAUCUGGCCCUCGCAGUGUUGACAGAUGAUGCCGGGGCCAACCACACGGGGAGUCCAAACCUUCUGCAGAUGUCCUCUUCGCGUGAAAGUGGUUUCGAGUACCACAAGGAACCAUUCCCACCUGACUGGCGGCAUGAUGGGCUCACAGUUCUCUUAGCUUCCUUGGGCCUCAUUGUGGCCGCGUCGGGUGGCAUUGGCGGUGGGGGCAUCCUGGUGCCGCUCUUCAUGCUUGCGCUGGCGCUCACGGGGCGCGUGCGCGUGGCGUGCGUGGCGUGCGCAGCGCGUGCGCAGCGCGUAUCAGAGCUUUCCAGCAUCUUCGAUGUGCUCAAGGGAGCUUACAUGAAGCAGUUAAAGGCUCACAUGGAGGAGAACGGCGACUCAACUUCAGCUGGGGAAUGUGAGAUGAAGACUGGAGAGGCAUUGUCUGCACGUGAAGCCUACAAGCGCUACCAGGCCUACUUGGAAGCUGCUCAGCAUAAGCUGGACACCAUGAACUUGGAGGAUGGGAAGCCGAAGGAUCUGCCAGCUUGUGAGCCGUCUACCAGCGAGGGCCCUUGUAGCAAAGACGAUCAGCUCAGGUUGGCCCAGAAAGCCAAAAGUGAGUCCAAGUCAAAGGGCAGGCCGCGUGGCAAGGCGAAGGCGAAGGCGAAGGCCAAGGCCAAGGCCAAGGCCAAGGCCAAGGCCGGGCCAGAGGCCGAGGCCAACGCCCCUGUGGAGAGGGAGAAGGAUGCGGAGGAUGUGCCUGCCAAAAGGCGUCGGACUUCAGCAGCCAAGACGGCUGAGUUCAAUGAAGCGGAGCAUGGUGAGCUUUCGGAGCCGGUCAAGAAGAUGCUGCAGCAGAAGGUGGUCCCGCACACCUUUGGCGGACGCGCUUGCCCGACCAAGGGAUGGGGCCUUGAGAAAUUUGCCAGGACAGUGGACGCUUACCGUCAGAAGGUUGAGCCGUUGGGGAUGAGCUUCUUGAAGGAGCUCCGUGGUGUGAAGCGAGAGGUGCUCGCAUUUGCGUGCAUGCUUCUCAUUUGGAAUAGUGAGGUGGAUGGCACACAGGACCUUCAUUUCUUCGAAUCAUUUGCUGGGUGUGCCAUGGCAACCCGCGAGGUGCAGUCAUGCUUUCCGGCUCUGGCUGCCAGAGCUUUAGAUGUUGAGUACAGUCGGACCUUGGACUUGACCUCGCACAGUGGAAUGGGGGCAGCUCUUGCUUCCAUCUUACAGGGACGAGAUGAUGGCUGGGUCCAUUGGUUAGGGGUUCAGUGCGCGACCUGGGUUGCUACCUCCAGAGGCAGUACUGGCAGGAGCGCGGCAAACCCGGAAGGAUUAGAUGGAGAAGUUCGUUGCAUGACUGUUGCCAACUUUCUGGCCUGUAGGGUGGCUCUUCUGUGCAUCGCCACAGUAGCUUUUUGUGGCACUUGGAUUGUGGAGCAGCCCCGCAGCAGCCUUCUUUUCGACCAUUACAGAAUGAAGGAAUUGUUCGACUACUUUGAUGUUUUUCGAUGCAACUUCUGGAUGUUCCAUUAUCAAGCACCAACACCGAAAAGGACGAGCUUGUGGUCCAGUAGCCCAGCCAUUGGAGUGUUUUGGACCAUGCGGUUGAAGAAACACGUGUACCGGAAGGCUUUGAAAGAUCGUGGAGCCGAGCAAAAGCCAUGUCGUACCUACAAAGAUAAAGAAGGCCGUACUCGCUAUCAUGGAACUCCUGCCCUCAAGUCUACAGAGCGAUACACGAAAUGCUUUGGAGAGAAAAUUGCCUCCAUGCUUGAGAAGCUGAAGCCAAAGGUUGUUUUGAGAUCCCAUGAUGACUCAGCAGAUGCCAUUCGCAUCUGGCAGUCGUGGGAGUGGGGUGACAAAUGGAAUGAUGCAGAGAUGGUAGCUCUCUGUCAGUAUUUGUAUGGGGCUUGCGCUCUAAAGGUUCCUCUGGAGUGGAAGAAAGUCCUUCCGCGGGAACUGUGA